Molecule: messenger RNA, 2014 nt
Organism: Chlorocebus sabaeus (green monkey)
Lineage: Eukaryota; Metazoa; Chordata; Mammalia; Primates; Cercopithecidae
Gene: F11
Product: coagulation factor XI
Biological process (GO): proteolysis
Cellular component (GO): extracellular region
Molecular function (GO): serine-type endopeptidase activity; protein binding
Source: RefSeq, a predicted model, not a curated record
AUGAUUUUCUUGUAUCAAAUGGUACAUUUCAUUUUAUUUACUUCAGUCUCUGGUGAAUGUGUGACUCGGUUGUUCAAGGACAUCCACUUUGAAGGAGGGGACAUUGCUACGGUUUUCACACCAAGCGCCAAGCACUGCCAAGUGGUCUGCACUCACCACCCACGAUGUCUGCUCUUCACUUUCACGGUGGAAUCUGCAUCUGAGGAUCCUACCCAGUGGUUUACUUGUGUCCUGAAGGACAGUGUUACAGAAACACUGCCAAGAGUGAAUAGGACAGGAGCGAUUUCUGGGUAUUCUUUCAAGCAAUGCUCACACCAAAUAAGCGCUUGCAACAAAGACAUUUAUGUGGACCUAGACAUGAAGGGCAUAAACUAUAACAGCUCACUUGCCAAGAGUGCUCAAGAAUGCCAAGAAAGAUGCACGGAUGACGUCCACUGCCACUUUUUCACGUACGCCACAAGGCAGUUUCCCAGUCUGGAGCAUCGUAACAUUUGUCUACUGAAGCACACCCGAAUGGGGACACCAACCAGAAUAACGAAGCUUGAUAAAGUGGUGUCUGGAUUUUCACUGAAAUCUUGUGCACUUUCUAAUCUGGCUUGUAUUAGGGACGUUUUCCCCAAUACAGUGUUUGCAGACAGCAACAUCGAUAGUGUCAUGGCUCCAGAUGCCUUUGUCUGUCGCCGAAUCUGCACUCAUCAUCCCGGUUGCUUGUUUUUUACCUUCUUUUCCCAGGAAUGGCCCAAAGAAUCUCAAAGAAAUCUUUGUCUCCUUAAAACAUCUGGUGGAUUACCCAGUACACGCAUUAAAAGAGACAAAGCUCUUUCUGGUUUCAGUCCCAAAGCUGGGCACAGCAUCCCAGUGUUCUGCCAUUCUUCAUUUUACCAUGACACUGAUUUCCUGGGAGAAGAACUGGAUAUUGUUGCUGUGAGAGGUCACGAGGCCUGCCAGAAACUGUGCACCAAUGCCGUCCGCUGCCAGUUUUUUACCUAUGUCCCAGCUCACGCAUCUUGCCACGAAGGGAAGGGCAAAUGUUACUUAAAGCUUUCUUCAAAUGGAUCUCCAACUAAAAUACUUCACGGGAGAGGAGGCAUCUCUGGAUACACAUUAAGGCUGUGUAAAAUGGAUAAUGAGUGUACCACUAAAAUCAAGCCCAGGAUCGUUGGAGGAACUGCAUCUGUUCGUGGUGAGUGGCCAUGGCAGGUGACUCUGCACACCACCUCACCCACUCAGAGACACCUGUGUGGAGGCUCCAUCAUUGGAAACCAGUGGAUAUUAACGGCCGCUCACUGUUUCUAUGGGGUAGAGUCACCUAAGAUUUUGCGUGUCUACAUUGGCAUUUUAAAUCAAUCUGAAAUAAAAGAGGAUACAUCUUUCUUUGGGGUUCAAGAAAUAAUAAUCCAUGAUCAAUAUAAAAUGGCAGAAAGUGGGUAUGAUAUUGCCUUGUUGAAACUGGAAACCACAGUGAAUUACACAGAUUCUCAACGACCCAUAUGCCUGCCCUCAAAAGGAGAUAGAAAUGUGAUAUACACUGACUGCUGGGUGACUGGAUGGGGGUACAGAAAAUUAAGAGACAAAAUACAGAAUACUCUCCAGAAAGCCAAGAUACCCUUAGUGACCAAUGAAGAGUGCCAGAAGAGAUACAGAGGACAUAAAAUAACCCAUAAGAUGAUCUGCGCCGGCUACAGGGAAGGAGGAAAGGAUGCUUGCAAGGGAGAUUCGGGAGGCCCUCUGUCCUGCAAACACAACGAGGUCUGGCAUCUGGUGGGCAUCACGAGCUGGGGCGAAGGCUGUGCUCAAAGGGAACGGCCAGGCGUUUACACCAACGUGGUCGAGUACGUGGACUGGAUUCUGGAGAACACUCAAGCAGCGUGAACGGGUUCCCAGGGGCCACUGGAGACCCUGAAGGACAGAGGAUUUGCUGGGAGAGGGUGUUGAGUUCAUUGUGCCAGCAUGCUUCCUCCACAGUAACACGCUGAAGGGGCUUGGUGCUGGUAGGAAAAUGCCAGAAGAAAAC